GGCUGAUUUCAAUAGUGUAUUAGUCUAUGAUCUCGAUUCAAAAACAGCUGCAACUGUAGCAACCUAUGGUGAUAUUCCUCCUGCUCGAGUUGGGUAAGCAUAUAGUGAAGCUUAGCAAGGACAAUCUUUUUACCACUUUUUUAUAUAAAGCUACUCUGCCGUGCCUGGACCUGAUGGUAGAUCUAUUGUUAUGUUUGGUGGCUAUGUCUCCAAAGACAAAACCGAUGGCACUGUUGUUAAUCCUGACGUUUAUGUUCUUGAUACCUGUACAUUGGCUUGGUCAAAGAAAUCGGUCGGCGGUACCUCACCACCAGGAUUAUUUGCCCAUGGAGCAGCGAGCAUUAACAAUUAUAUGGUUGUCAUUAUGGGCAAGACAAGUCAAAAUAACUAUAAUCGUUUAGUUUACAUCCUUGAUAUGAACAACUGGAAAUGGGUGACUGAUGUUGACGCCAGUAGUCUCAUACCAACCAUUUCACCAUCUGCUCAAUGUCAAUUUACUAUACCUAAUGUCAAUGAAGUAACCUUUAAGCCUCUUGACUACGACAAUAGUGUCAUCCAAAACCCUCUAGCUCCAAUCUCUGACACAGCCAAGAAAGAAGGCUUUGGCAUUGGAUUUACUUUCUUUGCUCUGAUUCUUAUUGGUAUUAUUGGCUAUUACUAUUAUAAGAGACGUACACGUAGAAGAUCAAAUCCGAUGAAUCCUCGAUGGAUGCGAACCAUGACUUCUUCGGAGAGAAGCCAUAGCCGUGAUUACCCAUUGUUUGUGUAUAAUAAGGAAUUAGAUAGGGAUAACCCAAAUAACCCUCAUCGCCCUACACCAACGGCAGCUGCUGCAUUUUCUCCUCAUGAAGUCAAGACUUACACUGCAUCAGAUCAUGAACAAUGGGAGCAGCAGCUGAAUGCGGAAACACAUAAUGAUAAGAAUAGCAUCAGCCAAGAUAUCUGGGAACGUAUGCGUGGUUUAUCAAGUAAUGGUGAAGAGGUUAAAAGUCCACAGAAUCGAAAGAUACUGGAUGUUUAAGCAAAUUCUUGCAACUCUGUUACUCUUUUUGCCUUGUAUUAUUAAAUAUACAGAAAACGCUGUUGUACAAGAAUUGAACCC
Molecule: messenger RNA, 1102 nt
Organism: Rhizopus microsporus ATCC 52813
Lineage: Eukaryota; Fungi; Mucoromycota; Mucoromycetes; Mucorales; Rhizopodaceae
Exons: 1
Coding region: 191-1021 (276 amino acids)
Molecular function (GO): protein binding
Source: RefSeq, a predicted model, not a curated record